AUGGAAUCCGUACGGGAGUUUUAUAAAGGAAAAUCAUUAUUCAUAACUGGCGCGUCUGGGUUUAUGGGGAAGGUUCUGCUUGAGAAGUUGAUGUACUCGUGCUCCGACAUCAAGGAAAUCUUCAUUCUUAUGCGACCAAAACGUGGAAAAUCUGGGCUUGAAAGAGUCCAAGACUUCGCGCAGCUUCCGGUGUUCCACUUGGCAGCUUCUCUUAAACUUGAAGCUACUUUGAAGCCAAACGUUGAAAUGAAUCUUACAGGAACUAAAAAUGUUAUUGAAGUUUGUCGGAAUAUGCCACAACUUUUGACACUUGUUCACUUAUCGACUGCAUUCUGUAGUUGCGAUCAGAAUGAAUUACAAGAAGAAGUUUAUGAUUGGCCACAAAAGCCAAUGGAUUUGAUUCGUUGUGCAGAGUGGAUGACCGAAGAAGCGAUGAAUGUUAUGGGACAAAAAAUUAUCGAACCUCAUCCCAACACCUACACUUACACGAAACGUUUGGCUGAGAUUCUUGUACGUGACGAAUUUCCAAACUUGCCAGUUUGCAUUGUUCGACCAUCAAUUGUUACGCCAACUUACAAAGAGCCAAUGCCAGGUUGGGUUGACUCAUUAAAUGGCCCGAUUGGCAUAAUGGUUGCAGGCGGCAAGGGUGUAAUGCGAUCGAUGAUGUGUGAAGCAGAAUACACAUCUGAAGUGAUACCAGUCGAUCAAGCCAUUAGUGGAUUGAUCACAAUUGCUUACACUGUGGCUACAAUGAAACAAAAACCGAGGAAUAUUCCAGUCUUUAAUGUUACAUGUUCCGAAAAGAAGCGAAUGACUUGGGGCACUGUUCUAAAUACGGGAAAACGUAUCAACUACGAAUAUCCAUUCGAAGCGGGGUUGUGGUAUCCAAAUGGAAAUAUUACAAUGAAUGUUGUUAAGCAUUACACAACCUUAUUCAUCUGUCAAUGGAUUCCGGCAUUGUUAAUUGAUUUUCUGAUGUUGAUCUUCUUCCAACCGCGUUUUAUGAUUCGCGUUCAGAAGAAAAUUUAUGUUGGACUUGGCGUGCUUCAGUUCUUCACAACUCGUCAAUGGGAUUUCCGUUCGAAUAAUUUCAAGGAAAUUUAUCGUAAGCUAUCGCCGGAAGAACAAAAAAUAUUCAACAUGAACACGGAAGAAGUGGAGGAAAAUGAAUAUUUGAAGAAUUGCAUUCUUGGUGGUCGUCAAUAUUGUUUGAAAGAACCACUUUCGACGCUUCCAAAAGCUCGAAUGCAGUUGAAAUUUUGUUUCAUUCGAUUUUGUGAACUGUUGCCGAUAAGUCGCAUUGUGUGUGAUCAUAGUCAGUUCGUCUUAUCAAUCAAAAUGGAAUCAGUGAGAGAAUUUUUCCAAGAAAAGUCCAUCUUUGUGACUGGUGCUUCGGGAUUUAUGGGAAAAGUUUUACUUGAAAAGUUACUUUACUCGUGUUCAGAUUUAAAACAAAUUUUCAUUUUAAUGCGUGAAAAACGUGGAAAAUCGGGACCUGAACGUGUUAAAGAGUUUUCAAAUUUACCACUGUUUCAUCGAUUAUUGGAAGAGAAACCAGAAUCAUUAAAUAAAUUGGUCCCCGUUUAUGGUGAUAUUUGUUCAGUUAAUUUUGGAUUAUCCGCGAGUGAUUUAAAGCGCGUCAUUGAUGAGACGAACGUCAUCUUCCACAUGGCAGCGACAGUGAACUUUGAAGCGCCGUUAAAAAAUGCCAUUGAAAUGAAUGUUAGAUCAGUGCAAUACAUUAUUGACAUGGCUAAACAAAUGCCAAAUCUGAAAGUUAUGUUGCAUCUCUCAACUGCAUUCUGUUGUGUCGAUCAAGAAGUGCUACAUGAACAAGUUUACGAUUGGGAUGUUGACCCAAAGAAACUCAUAAGUUUCUGUGAGUGGAUGGAUCAACCAGCAAUGGACACUUUAGGAGAUUCAAUCAUUAAACCUCAUCCUAACACUUACACAUUUACAAAACGAGUAGCUGAAAUUCUCGUACGAGAUGAAUAUCCAAACUUACCACUCGUCAUUGUUCGACCAGCAAUCGUGGUUCCUGUUUACAACGAGCCGUUGCCUGGAUGGGUAGAUAACUUAAAUGGCCCUGUGGGGAUUAUUCUUGGGGCUGGAAAAGGCGUCAUUCGAUCAAUGCUUUGUGAUGGUACAGUUCAUGCUGAAGUUGUACCCGUCGACUAUGCUAUUAAUGGACUUUUACUUGUUGCUAGACGAAUCGGAAUAUUGAAAGAGAAACCAGAGAAGAUCCCCGUCUUUAACAUAACAGUACCAGAAAGAUAUCGACACACAUGGGCACAACUGCUGGCUGAAGGGCGAAGAAUUUUCCUCGAUUAUCCUUUUGAAAUUGGAAUUUGGGUGAUAUUCACUCAAUGGCUUCCAGCUUAUGUUGUUGAUUUCUUUUGCGCGUUGACUGGUAGGAAGCGAUUCCUCGUUAAAAUUCAGAAGAAGAUUAGUAUGGGAAUGAAUAUGCUUCAAUAUUUCACAAUGAGAAAAUGGGAUUUUCGAAUGGAACAAUUCGAUUUCUUAAGAGAAGGAUUAACAGCUGACGAGAAUCAAAUCUUUCCAACUGAAGUUGAGAAAUUCGAUCAUGAAAAUUAUUUAAAGAACUGCAUACUCGGAGGUCGAAUGUUUUGCUUGAAAGAACCUUUAUCAACACUUCCAAAGUCUCGUGUGCAAUUAAGAAUAUUACGCAUGUUCAAGAGAAUCAAUGAAGAGAAACCUGAAAUAUUACAAAAGAUUGUCCCAGUUUUUGGUGACAUUACUCAUCCAAAUUUUGGUUUAAGUGACGAACAACUUGCGAAGGUUGUUGACGAGUCAGAAAUUCUUCUUGGACCUCAUCCCAACACUUACACUUACACCAAAAGAUUAGCAGAGAUUCUCGUCGAAAGGGAAUACAAUUCACUUCCAGUGUGCAUUGUUCGACCAUCAAUUGUCACACCAGCGUUCGAAGAACCACUCCCAGGAUGGGUUGACAAUUUGAAUGGGCCAGUUGGAAUUAUGAUUGCUGCAGCCAAGGGAGUCUUGAGAACACUUUUGUGUAAUGGUGAAUAUUGUGGUGAAUGUAUUCCAGUUGAUUUUGCUAUCAAUGGACUCAUCGGCAUUGCAAUGAACGUCUCGACACAGAAGGAAAAGUCAAAGGAAAUUCCCGUGUUUAACGUCACUUGUAAUCCCGGGUCAAAACGACCUUGGGGCGAGGUUCUUAUGGAAGGUCGAAAGAUGAAUGAAUUGUAUCCAUUCGAAGCUGGCUUAUGGUAUCCAGGUGGUGACAUUACAACCAACAAAUUCGCACAUAAAUUAAAUGUCGCUUUGUUCCAUUGGGGGCCAGCUUAUCUCAUCGAUGGUUUAAUGUUCUUGUUUGGUCAGAAACGAUUCAUGAGACGAGUUCAACAGAAGAUCUCGCAAGGUCUUGACGUGAUAACAUUUUUCACUACACGUGAGUGGGUUUUUGAUGCCACCAAAUUCUUGUCAGUUUAUAAACAAAUGGAACCGGAAGAUCAGAAAAUAUUUUAUAUGGACACGAUCACAAUUCCAAAAGAACGCGAGCAUGAUUAUCUUCGUGACACAAUGUUGGGUGGUCGUCAAUAUUGUUUGAAGGAACCACUUUCAACACUUCCAAAAGCUCGAAUCCAACUGAAAAUCAUGUACUGCUUGGAUCGCUUCUGCAAAGCUUUGUUCUUCUAUUACAUGAUUAAACUCUUCCUUAGUCUCACCGGUUUCGAUGUCAUCCUCUCAGAUUUCAUUGAUGAGUUGAAAAACAACGUUUCAAAGCAGUAUUUAAUCACAUGUUUGAAGUAUAAGAUGUUGCUUCAAGAAAUUUCGAGUUUCUUCUUUGCCUUUUUUGUUGUGGGGCUUGGAGUCUUAUCCAACUAUUUCCUGCAUCGUCUCGAUGUUAAGCCACUUAAAAUUAUUCAAGAAGAGAAUAAUUCAGAUCGUUUUAUUGCUGAACGCGCUUAUAUGAAUCUAAAAACUCUCAAUGACUUCGGUCCAAAAGUGGUCGGUAGUGAUGCUAACGAAAUUCUGGCUUUUAAUUACAUUUUUGACACACUCAAUGAUAUUAGAAAUAAUUCGAAGUUAAAAGAUGAAAUUAUUGUUGACACUCAAGUUGUUUCAGGUCACAACUUUGUUAGUGCAUCUUAUGAAAAUCUCCAAAACAUUGUUGUGAGAAUUCAAGGAGAGAUUGAUAAUGCAAUGAUGAUGAAUUGCCACUUCGAUUCAGUUCCUGGAAGUCCCGGUGCAUCUGAUGAUAUCGUCAUGUGCUGCGUGAUGAUUGAAAUUUUCAGAGUGCUGGCGAAUUCCAACCACAAGCAGAAAAAUUCGAUUAUUUUUCUAUUCAAUGGUUCAGAAGAAGAAGACUUACAAGCUGCCCAUGGUUUUGUCACCCAACAUCGAUGGGCUAAAGAUAUCACUGAUUUUGAAAUUUUCAGGGACUUUGGGGAAACUCAGGGAUUGGAUUUUGCUUACGUCGAAGGUGGUUGGAGAUAUCAUACGCGAUACGACAGCAUUGAAUACAUAACAAUGGAGUCAGUUCAAUAUACCGCAUUAUCAGCUGUUGCUUGUUACUUGAUGGCAAUGAUUAUGAAUGCAGUUGAUAACACCAUGAGUUACUUCAACGUCACUUUUCUUUCUAUUGGAGUUUAUGGAUCAUUAGCGUUACUCGUUCAACUUGCAACUUAUCAAUUGGUUGAUUUUUUGAUUCAGUUUAUCAGGAAAAAGUUUUCAUCGGAGAAGAAAAUUUCGGAAGACAAACGAAGACGUUUGAUGAUCCAUUUAAAUGGAAUUAAUUUAUUCUGGGCUGUGAUAACUUUAGCAAUCACAACAUUGGGAUAUCGAUUCGCUUACAUCACAAUGGUGAUGCUUUUCGUGUCAUUUGGCACCCAAAUUAUCAUUUAUGGAGCUUGCAAAGUUCUUCCCAAAACAAGAUUCCACAGUUGGAUUUUCAUUCAUCUGUUAGGUCACAGCUUCCUUUUCUUAUGGCUCUGCUACAUGAUGAUUCAAGUUUGGGAACUUUUCAUACCGAUCACUGGCAAAGCAUAUUAUCCAAAUCCCGACAUCACCAUUGCAUUGAUUUGUACACUUUGGACAGUUCUUUGUCUCAGUUAUUUUUUACCACUCACAACUCUCGUUCAAUAUCGAGGAAUUUUAUAUUCGAUGAUAAUCACAACUUUCUUAGUGUCGUUAAUCAUUUCGUUAACUUCAAUAGGAUUUCCAUACAGCGAUAACCGUUCAGAUCCUAAACUUCAACGAUUCAGAGUCAUUCAUUCGAAACGAACUGUUAUUGACUACAAUUCUGGUGAAGAAACUUAUACUGACAUUGGCUAUUUGCUUUCUACGAUCGAUAGAAAUGCUUUGCGAACAUUGGAAAUGAGUUUUGAUCCAAAUGAUCUCUCAGAUUAUAAGGAAGAUGCAAAAUGCAAAGAGUUGUCCUAUUGCGGUUUUCCAUUGUAUCGAUUUAUUGACGGAAGAUAUUUGAAAGGAAACGAACCACCCACGCUUCAACCAACAACUAUUGAACUUCUCAAAUUUUCUCGUAACAGUUCACAUAUUGACGUAGAAUUUUCUCUACAACUUACAACAUUAACAAUGAUUUAUGUGACUCCAGGAAAAGGAUGGACAUAUAGUGUUGGAAACGUUCCUACCUCCAAUCUAAUAUGGAAUGCCAAACCUUUUGUAUACUCGAAAAUAACUUAUGGGAAAAGAAUAGAUAAACCUUGGAUUUGGUCUUUUACUUUAGAAAAUUCGCUUGGAGCGGAUGAAUCAAAUCCAGUCAGCAUAUCAAUAGCAACAAUCGAGUCGGUAUUUGAAAAAGCAUCCGAGUUUUCUCAAGUUAUGUCAAAAUUCCCCGAUUGGACGUUCUCGAUGGA
Molecule: messenger RNA, 5858 nt
Organism: Clunio marinus
Lineage: Eukaryota; Metazoa; Arthropoda; Insecta; Diptera; Chironomidae
Source: the annotation of a GenBank genome assembly